Rodentolepis nana is the source of this 495-nucleotide messenger RNA. NCBI's taxonomy places the organism in Eukaryota, Metazoa, Platyhelminthes, Cestoda, Cyclophyllidea, Hymenolepididae. The record is from the annotation of a GenBank genome assembly.
AUGGCCGAAAGCACACUAUGUGUAAUUUGUUUGACUCCUCUGGUUGGAACGACUGGAAGUCCUCUAACAUGCGGCCACGAGUUCCACAUUGGCUGUCUGCAAAUAUGGAGUAAGAGUAAUUCGAUUUAUGGCAGAUGCAAAUGUCCUCUGGCCACCUGUGGCCAAAUAUUCGACUGCAUGCAGGUUAAAGCAGCCAUUCCGGGUGAGAGGCCGAAAUAUUUGCCCGUUGAAGAUAACUAUGUCUGCAAGAACUGCUCUCGUUUACUCAACUCACCGGCGUUCUCGACCAAUGGAUGCGAGCAUUACUUCUGUGCGAAGUGCAUUUCAGAGCUCAGGAAUAAGAGGCCCAUUUGUCCUGUCGAAAAAUCGGUAUUCACUGAUAUUAAGGUAUCCGCUUGUGUUGGAGCUCCAAUAGUGGCCACGAUUACUUUGGCAAAUACUCGUUCUCCACUAAGCGGUGACGACCUUGAAAAUAUCUUCAACCUCUUAAAUUGA